Arabidopsis lyrata subsp. lyrata is the source of this 1858-nucleotide messenger RNA. Its product is annotated as transcription repressor OFP15. Lineage: Eukaryota; Viridiplantae; Streptophyta; Magnoliopsida; Brassicales; Brassicaceae. The transcript has a single exon. The coding region runs from base 501 to 1292 and encodes 263 amino acids. The record is from RefSeq and is a predicted model, not a curated record. Gene Ontology annotation, biological process: negative regulation of DNA-templated transcription.
UAAUUUGUGAUAUGCUCCUACAUUCUAAAUGAUAAAAUAAACCUUUUAGAAUCCUUUCAAAAUACUUUUUGAAUAAGUCAGAUUGAAGAAGCUCUGAAGAAUGGAAAAACGAAAACAAGAAAGUAUCAUUCAUUAUAAUAAAUACGAAAACAGCUUAACCGGGAAAAGGUACUGAAUUAUAGAAUUGAAUGAACCCCAACCAAACAACAUUAAAUUUUGAAGCCAAUAAUUAAAUACAACAACCAAAUAAAUUUAAUAAAGAAAUAUAAUAGACGUUAAAUAAGUAAAGAAAUAGAGACCCUACCAUUCCUCUCUGUCCUUCUCCCCUUCAAACCCUUAAAAUCUUCCCUCCCACACUCCAUUAACUCUCUCAGUUUCUUAAUUUUGAAUCCAAUCCCCAAAACAUACCAAAAAAAAAAAAAAGGUAAAAGAAGAAACCCAAAGAAGAACAAGAAAAUCAAAAUUAUUUUCUUGUCCUACUUUUCUCAGAAAAAACAAACAUGAAACUCCCAUUUCUAAACAAGAACCACUCAACAUCUUCAUAUUCUUCUAAUUCGAAUUCAAAUUCAUCAUCCUCUUCAUGGCCAUGGCCUUCUUGUAAUCAAAACCCUAAGACCUUAUCUUUCAGAGCCACCAUCACUUUCACCAACCCUAUUCACGACCAAGAUGACGAUGAGCUCGACCCACCGGAGAUUACUGACUCGGUAGAGAGUGUGAUAAAAGGGCUAAGAUCAUCAGAGAGACUCAUCUUCGAAAGCAAAGGAGAAACCAACUCUAUACUUGAAGGAGCUACGAGCAAGCGAGAAGAAGAAGAAGACGAAGAAGAAGGCUUCAUGCUCUUCUCCUUGGAAUCAAACGACCCUUACUCUGAUUUCAAGAGAUCCAUGGAGGAGAUGGUUGAGGCACACGAGCUUCACCAUGACUGGAAAAGCCUCGAGAAGCUUCUCCUUCAGUUCUUGAAAGUCAACGCCAAGACCAGCCAUCGAUACAUCUUCGCGGCUUUCGUCGAUCUCCUCAUGAACUUAGCACUUAACACGAAAAAACCCAUCACCAAUAGCGACAUUUCCAAAGAUGACGGCGUCUCGGCCUCACGCGCCGCCGCUUCCGGAGAAGCAAGCACUUCUUGUUGUAAUAGUAUGACUCUUGGAGAAUCUCCGUCGUCUCCCUUGUCAUUCUAUACGUCGUGUUCGUCUUCUUCUUCCUCCGAUGAGACUUCCUCGACGUCCGUACGUUUCUUGCCGCUGUCUUCUUUGUUAGAGAUGGAUGAGAACACUAAAGACAUUAUGGUUUAGAACGGUUUUGCAUUUUUUUUCUUAAUUAAUUUGUUCUUUAGCUUAAUUAAAAUUUGUGCAGAAUUGUAACGUUGGCUACCCCGAUACACAUAUGGAGAUGAUGAACCGUAUUACUAUUAUAUUGGUAUGUAUUGUGCUUACCUUUUAAUUUUUUCAAUAAUGUGGAAAAUAGUUUUCGUUUAUGUAGGAUGAUGAUAGUUGGAUUGCACUUAUUUUUUUGUUUCUUUGGUAAAGACAAGGAUUAGGCCAUUGGAUCGGUUAUUAAUCUCAGUUUUUGACAAAACGUGCAUAAAAAUAUUUGCAACGUUAGUUUUUUGCGUCUAUAAAAGAACAAAAGUAUUAAUAAUCAAAUCUAAAUGAAUAAAACCAACGUGGGUUGGGCUAGUGGUACUUGAGGGGAUAAUUCCAAUAUGGUGCCCGCAGUUCGAUUCCUGUUGGUCACCGAGAUUUUCACCUGGCCCCCUCGGGCCUCCAGGAAAUACACUGAGCGUUGGGUUCGGACGGCCUGACAGGAAACCGGCCUCAAGCCUUGGUGCUAGUCGGGCUUCGGCCCGGAUACCUGGAUU